Acaulospora colombiana is the source of this 210-nucleotide messenger RNA. The record is from the annotation of a GenBank genome assembly. Lineage: Eukaryota; Fungi; Glomeromycota; Glomeromycetes; Diversisporales; Acaulosporaceae.
UACACAGAUGGACCUUGGAUUAUUGUUGUUGCUCCUGUUCUCGUCAUUGGCACUGUCAUUGUAAUUGCCGUUACUGCUGGAGCCUCCGUCGUGAACAGUGAGAUUAACAACGCACAAUCCACUAUUUCGGUUAUUUCCACUGCGACCAUGGUAAUCAUGAUGAUGAUUUCGGUAGUGGUGGUUGAUGCAACGAUUGUUCGGGAGAGUUAG